Molecule: messenger RNA, 3888 nt
Organism: Austrofundulus limnaeus
Lineage: Eukaryota; Metazoa; Chordata; Actinopteri; Cyprinodontiformes; Rivulidae
Product: reticulon-4 receptor-like 1
Exons: 3
Coding region: 787-2136 (449 amino acids)
Cellular component (GO): plasma membrane
Molecular function (GO): protein binding
Source: RefSeq, a predicted model, not a curated record
GGAAGCGCGCUGCCCGGUGGAGGGGUUGAGACUGGAUCAUCACACUUUCUUUCCUGGCGCACGUCGAUCUGGGCCAUGGAUGGGAUGCAAGGAGAGCUUUUCACUGACAAGGUCUCAGAAAUGUGAGAAUUAGAAGUGGAGCUGAGGGGGGACUUGUAAAAAAGGGGGGGAUUUCAAAGAGCCCGCCUGCGUCAAAGUCUGGGGAUGAUUUGAGGAGCCUGCGUUUAAAACCCGACAUCACAGGCAAAAUGAGAAUCCAAAUAACUUGUGGGAAUUAGACAUUCGCAGGCGCAUGAUGCGAUUAGAACGCCUCUGAAGCAUGUAUGUGAACACCUGAGAUUUUUAUUCUUUAUUUUUUUGAGAGAGAUCGGUUUGUGUUCACUGUCGACCUGCCGCCAGAACUGAUUUGAAGAGAGGAGUUGUCUGUUGGGGGCUGUGUCGGACUGCCGCGCCUUUACGCACUCCCUGGAGUUCAUGUUUUGGACUGGAGGGAUCGCGUUAGGACACCAGUUUCACGCCCAGUUUGUCCCAAUUUCCAGGGUUCUGCUGAGAUCUGUCAGCCGUGUGUGAGAACAGAGAUUAUCGUCUGUCAGUGUUCAUCACAGCCUCGACAGAGUGUCUGCGGCGCCCCGAGAUCCAGAGGAGCGACAAGCCGAUCGUUCUCUCCACGACCAGACAAGGAACGCUCCGGAUCAACUUGAGAAGUGAAGUUUUAAGGCUGGAAUGUAAAAAAGAAAACGGAGGAUUCGUGCUGGACACAGGACAAGCCGCGCAUAGACCUCCAAAAUGUUUAAAAGGGGCUCUGGGCUGGAGUUCCUGCUGGUUCUCUGUGGGCUCAAGUUCUCCUGGUCCUGCCCUCGUCACUGCAUCUGCUACUCGGCGCCGAGCACCGUCUCCUGCCAAGCCCACAACUUCCUGUCGAUCCCAGACGGCAUACCUCCCGACAGCGAGCGCAUCUUCUUACAGAACAACAAGAUCCAUCGCUUACUAAGGGGCCACUUCAGUCCCAACACUGUCAUCCUCUGGAUCUACUCCAACAACAUCACCUACAUAGAGCCAUCAACCUUCCACGGCUUCUCAUUACUGGAGGAGCUGGACCUGGGAGACAACCGCCACCUGCGCUCGCUGGCUGAGGACACCUUUCAUGGUCUGAGCCGCCUCAACGCUCUGCACCUGUACCAUUGUGGUCUCACGUCACUCCCAAACAACAUCUUUCAAGGCCUCAGAAACCUACAGUACCUAUACUUACAGGAUAACCAUCUAAGGUAUCUGCAGAAUGACACGUUUAUGGAUCUCCACAACCUGAGCCACCUGUUCCUGCAUGGAAACCGUCUGUGGAGCCUCAACCAGAACACCUUCAGAGGCCUUCGAGCCCUCGAUCGCUUGCUUUUACACAAGAACCAGAUCGAAUGGGUUGAUCGUCUAGCCUUCCACGACCUGAAACGUCUCACUACCCUCUUCUUGUUCAACAACACCCUCACAGAGCUGUCUGGACAGUGUUUGGACACGCUGCCUUCUUUGGAAUACCUACGCCUGAACGACAACCCCUGGUCAUGUGACUGCAAGGCCUUGUCUCUGUGGGAAUGGUUGAAACGUUUCCGGGGUUCAACAUCGUCGGUGGAUUGCCAGGCCCCAAUUAAUAUGAUCGGUAAAGACCUUAAAGAGCUGCGCAAGGAGGACUUCUCGGGCUGUUCACCGAUCAUUUCUGAGUCCAGAGCUCAGACUAAUAACUUAUCAGGUACAGUGAAUCCAUCUAUGAAUCGAGGCGUGGCGAUAGGUUCUGGAGGGACCCACAUCGUGCACCCCUCAAGACCUGGGCCUCCUAAAAACUGCACCAAGCCUCGUAAUAGAGUGGGCAAGAAGAAGGGUGACAACGAGGUUCACCAUUCAAAGGAGGUCAUGACAGACAAGGAAGACUCCUCCCCAGACUUCUCAGAGGGAGGUAAACAUGACCACACGUCCCCAUACGGCACAGUCACACAGAGAAAGCACAAGUGCUCUCCUCGGACCACUGUUCGUCCCCCUAGUGGGGUCCAGCAAGCCAACAAUAAGGCGCCCUUAUCUAAGUCUUUACUACAAGUGCAAGCCCUCUUUGUGGCCUUGAUAUUGACAAGUAUUGACUACAUUCUCCGCUGACCUUCAGAGGGUUUAACAAAUGCUAAUCAGAGAGAAAAAAAGCACAUCAGCCCUCAGACCUUCUCUCGCUCCUGCACUGCAAGGCCUGUGUCUUUUAUGUAUGUGUGUGAGUGUGAUUAUACGUGUAAAUGUUCUUGUUGGGGGGCUUUAUUGUUUAAGCUGAAGCAAAUAUCAAAGCAUCAGUCAUCUACAGGAGGACGAUUCAGAGCAAAAAAUCAGAGAGACUGAAUAGGAAAGAAGAUGAACGCAAACUCAGCUUGCACUGCCAACGCCUGUAGGAUUUCAUCACCAUACAUUUUGGUGUCCUUUAUUUUUGAUAACUUUUUGUUAACGCAGCUGGAGCUCGGAAAACCAAAAUUUAAAGAAAAGAUUGGGGAAAUGUAAGAAAUGACAAAAGAAGGAAAGUCAACCUCACUUAUUUGUUUAUAAAAGUAUUGAAGUGAUUCUUGAGUUUGAAGUGUGUAAACGUACGCGUAACGGUAAUAAUGGAAAGUUGAUGAACCUGUGAAGCCUCCAGUGCAACUUUCAUGCUUUCUUCCAAAUGCCUUUUGUGUUCUGACUUUUGUUAAGAACAAAUAUGUGAAAAGUAAGUAUGCCAGCAAAUUGUCAGGUGAUAUGAAACAAAAAAAAAAUCAUUUUCAGAGGAAAAAUCUGUUGCCACUAUGUUUUAUGGCCAUAAAUAGAAUGUCCAUUAAACCUCACAGUAUGUGAUCCUGUAUCUUUUUUUCUCUUUCUGCCAACAUAUUAAUUUUCCUCUUACGUCUUCAUUUGCAUAAAUUCUCCUCUUUGCAUCUGAAGAUUAAGCUGCUAAUUGUUUCGAGACGACGACAAUUGCCAUUUGCUAUUUUCAUCUGCUUUGAGUCUUUGGGGAGUCAAGCUGUGAAUAACGAGGAGUCUGUCUUUAUCUUGUGUCAGGUGUUGUUCAUUUGAGGGUUUUUUUUUCCUGAGACACAUAAUGGACCUAGAGAAAUAUCCCUGCUUCAGGGCCGACGGGAGCUUUAAAGGUCAUAUGGGGAUUUCUCAGCAUCACGGUGAGGCUGUGCCGAACUGCUUCCUCCUCAGCGAGGACAUCUCAUCCUCACUGAGAAUAGGAGAAACAUCUUUUUUACAUAUAUAUAUACUUAAUUUCAAAGGCAUACAAGACUAUUAAAAAAGUGUGCUUGCAUAAACAAAAAAAACUUGAUCAAUAAUCGAUCAAAGAACACUUUGAAUGGAGCAAGUCCACCUGGGAUCGUGGAGAAUUCUGCCUCUUCUUUAAAUGGCGCAAUUGUCUGUGGAUGUGAGGAUCCAAGAAGAAGACAAUCGCUUCAGAACGGAGGAAAAUGCGGACUUGUAGGAAAUUACAACACGUCUUGCUGUUCUUCUGGAGCUUUCGUGCCUCCCUCAAAGUACGUUCUGAGUCAACGGUGUUUGUAUCAAUGUAACAAUGGAGACAAGGGGACAUCCUGCAGUGCUGGUAUUAAACAUUUACUGUAUUAAUAUGACAAAACAAUAUCAGUGACAUCAAUGAUGAUAACAGGGUUUUCUGCUCCUUUUGUGAAGAGGAGUAUUUCUGUUUAUGAUUUUUUUUAUUGUCCAUGUUAUAUUUUUAGAACCCUCUGUUUGUUACCGCACAGUUCCUCACCCCACCAUGUUCUUGUUAUGCCUAUUUGUCUGUUUCUUUCUCAUAAUUUAACUGUUCAGUAAGUUAUCAUCAAAAACAACAGCACAAUAUUGUUUAUAAAGAUAUUAAAAUCUAUAUCUUCUUAUGUC